Messenger RNA from Babesia sp. Xinjiang, 414 nucleotides. RefSeq names its product 40S ribosomal protein S23. The coding region runs from base 1 to 414 and encodes 137 amino acids. The record is from RefSeq and is a predicted model, not a curated record. Lineage: Eukaryota; Apicomplexa; Aconoidasida; Piroplasmida; Babesiidae. Gene Ontology annotation, molecular function: structural constituent of ribosome. Gene Ontology annotation, biological process: translation. The transcript is spliced from 2 exons. Gene Ontology annotation, cellular component: cytosolic small ribosomal subunit; ribosome.
AUGUUAGCUGCGCGUAAGCUUAGAAACCGCAGGAGACGUGAAAGAUGGGCUGAUAAAGCAUACAAGAAGGCACACCUUGGCACAAGAUGGAAAUGUAACCCUUUCAAGGGUAGCUCCCACGCUAAGGGUAUUGUUGUCGAGAAAAUAGCCAUCGAGGCCAAACAGCCCAACUCCGCUUACCGUAAGAGUGUACGUGUACAGCUCAUCAAAAACGGUAAAAAAAUUACCGCGUUCGUACCGAGGGAUGGUUGUUUGAACUACAUCGACGAAAACGACGAAGUGCUUGUAGCCGGGUUCGGACGCAGUGGCCACUCCGUUGGUGAUCUUCCUGGUGUCCGUUUCAAGGUGGUCAAGGUAGCAGGGGUGUCACUUCUCGCUCUUUACAAAGAGAAGAAGGAGAAGCCCAGGUCAUAG